UCGCGCCCGCUUCUCUCUCGGGUGAUCCGGCCGAGUGGCCCUGGGUUAGCCGCUGCUGCAUUUCCCCGUCUGGCUGCGGUCACUGGCGUCAGUGCUUAGGCGCCCGCCGCCCUUGACCUUCGGCCCCGCGAGCCCUAACCCUACAGCGCAGGAGGAUCGGCCGCUGCGGCCAGGCUCUGAUGCUGGUGUCUUGUAGAAGAAGGUUGCUCACAGCUCUGCUGCAGGCUCAGAAGUGGCCCUUUCAACCCUCCAGAGACAUGAGACUAGUGCAGUUCCAGGCACCCCACCUGCUGGGGCCUCACUUGGGCCUGGAGACAGGGAAUGGUGGAGGGGUUAUCAACCUCAAUGCCUUUGACCCCACACUCCCGAAGACGAUGACGCAGUUCCUAGAGCAGGGAGAGGCCACCCUCUCAGUGGCAAGAAGAGCCUUGGCUGCCCAGUUGCCAGUCCUACCACGGUCGGAGGUAACCUUCCUGGCUCCAGUCACACGGCCAGAUAAGGUGGUGUGUGUGGGCAUGAAUUAUGUGGACCACUGCAAAGAACAGAACGUGCCCGUGCCCAAGGAGCCCAUCAUCUUCAGCAAGUUUGCCAGCUCCAUCGUGGGGCCCUAUGAUGAGGUGGUCCUCCCACCACAGAGCCAGGAGGUAGAUUGGGAAGUGGAACUGGCCGUGGUCAUUGGAAAGAAAGGCAAGCACAUCAAGGCCACAGAUGCCAUGGCCCAUGUGGCUGGCUUCACUGUGGCUCAUGACGUGAGUGCUCGUGACUGGCAAAUGAGACGUAAUGGGAAACAAUGGCUGCUGGGAAAAACCUUCGACACCUUCUGCCCUCUGGGCCCUGCCUUGGUGACCAAGGACAGUGUAGCAGAUCCACACAACUUAAAGAUCUGCUGCCGAGUGAACGGGGAAGUGGUCCAGAGCAGCAACACCAACCAGAUGGUAUUCAAGACAGAGGACCUGAUAGCCUGGGUCUCCCAGUUUGUCACCUUUUACCCAGGGGAUGUCAUCCUGACUGGGACCCCCCCAGGUGUUGGUGUAUUCAGGAAACCUCCUGUCUUUCUCAAGAAGGGGGAUGAAGUCCAGUGUGAGAUUGAAGAACUAGGUGUCAUCAUCAACAAGGUGGUGUGAUGGCUCCUGCACAGGCCCUGCACGUAGGAUGGGGGCAUCUGCUCCCACUCAGCCUAGCCCAGGGAAAGUCCCAGUGACAGGUGUGGGCAGGCGCCAGCCCUGCAAGCCGCCUCUUCUCAGUAGAAGGGAGAAGGACAGAACUAUCUUCAAUAAAUUCAUCGGGUCAAAGCAGCA
Messenger RNA from Nomascus leucogenys (northern white-cheeked gibbon), 1298 nucleotides. It is a transcript of the gene FAHD2A, whose product is annotated as oxaloacetate tautomerase FAHD2A, mitochondrial. Gene Ontology annotation, molecular function: hydro-lyase activity. The record is from RefSeq and is a predicted model, not a curated record. Lineage: Eukaryota; Metazoa; Chordata; Mammalia; Primates; Hylobatidae.